AUGGAUGGUAAUAGCGAAAGUAAUCCCAUUUCUGUUACUGUAGUGCUGGUUAUGAGGACCAAAAGCAGGAAAAGCCCUGCAAUUCAGCUUGAUUACACAAUCUAUAUUCAGGAGAUUAAGCCCUGGCCCCCAUCACAGUCACUGAGAACACUUCGUUCCGUUCUGAUUCAAUGGGAACAUGGUGAUAGGAUUUCUGGGAUUACUAACCAAGUUGUCCCUUCACUUGGGACUGGAUCUAGUGCAGCUGAUGGAAGAAUUGAAUUCAACAAGUCUUUUAGGCUUCCUGUGACACUAUUGAGAGAAAUGUCCAUUAAAUGUGGGAAUGGAGAUACUUUUCAGAAGAAUUGCCUCGAGUUCAAUCUAUAUGAACCUCGGAGUAAUAAGAUGGUGAAAGGUCAGCUGUUGGGUAUUGCUGUUGUGGACUUGGCAGAUUACGGUGUUGUUAAAGAGAGUCUGAGCAUUAGUGUUCCCGUUAACUGUAAGCGGACAUAUAAGAACACUGCACAACCACUUCUCUUCCUUAAGAUUCAGCCAGUUAAGAUGAGAGGAGCUUCAGUGCACAGGAAUAAUAGUGAUUCUGUUUCUUCAUUGCUGAGUGAAGAAUAUGCAGAAGAAGCUGAUUCAGCCUCGUUUACUGAUGAUGAUGUUUCCUCACGCUCUUCGCUGACUGUUUUGUCUUCAGUUGUUGAAUCAAACGGCUGUUCAGCUCAUCAGAAAGUGAAUGGAAAACUGGGAGGGAAUGGCAGUAUUGUAGAUGCAAAAGUUGACCAUUUCCGAGAUUCAAAACACCAUGUCGCCAAAUCACAUAAGGAGCAAGUGAGUAUAGAGAGGUUAUCUUGUUCCUCAUCAAUAGAUUUAUCCUCUGAUCUUUCGUGGAUCUCAAAGAAAAUUACUGCUCGAAGUUUGCAGUCCUCUUCAACUGAAGCAUCAGAGAGAGAGAAGAAUUUUAACUUGAGAAGCCACAGGCAUGAAAAACAAUCAACGAAUAUUCAGGAAAACAAUGUUGCAAGUGACAUAAAAAUUGAAUGCUCCAAAGGAAGAAUAUUUAGUGGUAUUAUUACCAAAGAAACCCAUGCGAAUUUAGAUAGCCAGGCAGAUGAAGAUUUGGACUUUGUCGAAUCUCAUUGCAGUAGUAAUGGUGAUGAUAUUGUAUCACCUCUCAGCGUAGACGAUCCUAAUUAUUUUCGAAGAAGUGGUGUCACUCAUAAUGGUUUUAAAAAGGCUGAGGUCCCAGAAAAUCAUCAAGAAUAUGCACAAGAAACAGAAAUUACAGAAGAGAAUGCGAAAUGCAUUGAAGAUGAUCUGUUGAAUAGUUCUUCUCAAGAUGAUGUUCAAAAUCAAGUCUCAGUUGGUAAUGGAGAGCUUUCUUCCAGUAAAGAGAAUCUUCUGUUUAACAGAAAUUUACCAAAUACUGAUGAUAGAUCAAAUCAUGGGAAGUCUGUUCAAUCAACAACAGACUCGUACAGAAACAACAGUUCUGUUCAGGUUAAUCAAUAUUUUGUGGCAGAGAGUGAUAUAACUCGAGGAUUUUUAGGGAGAAAACCAAAAGAUGCUAAGAUGCCUUCAAAGGAAUCAAGAAAUCACUUUUCAGAGAGUAGAAUUCAGCAUUUGGAACACAAAAUAAAGAUGUUAGAAGGAGAACUGAGAGAAGCUGCUGCUAUGGAGGUUAGUCUUUACUCAAUAGUUGCAGAGCACGGAAGUUCCAUGACUAAAGUACAUGCUCCAGCUCGACGCCUCUCAAGGCUCUAUCUUCAUGUGUGCAAACAGAAUUCAAAAUCAAGAGCAUGCAGUGUGGCUAAAAGUGCCGCAUCAGGAUUACUUUUAGUUGCAAAAGCAUGCGGAAAUGAUGUUCCUAGAUUAACUUUCUGGCUGUCAAAUUGCAUUCUACUGAGAGCAAUUAUAAGCAAUUCAUUUGGAAAAAGUCAGUUACCUGUUUCUGUUCGACCUGUCACUGGAAAGGUGGGGUAUAGGAAUGGCAACAAGAAGCCAUCAGCACUAAUAUGGGGGUCCAUUUCCAGCAAGGGUACAAGAAUUGCUACCGAGGAAAGUUUCAAUAACUGGGAGAACCCCCUUAUAUUUGCUGCUGGACUUGAAAGGGUUGAAGCAUGGAUAUUUUCUCGAAUAAUUGAGUCUAUUUGGUGGCAGACUUUCACUCCACAUAUGCAGUCCGGUGCUGCUAAAGCAAUUCGUAAAAGUAUGAAUUCUGACAAAAGUAGAUUAUAUGGAAGGACAUCUAGUUCAGCCAAUCAAGAACAGGGUAAUUUUUCUUUGGAACUUUGGAAAAGGGCCUUCAGGGAUGCUUGUGAUAGGAUUUGUCCUGUUCGAGCUGCAGGACACGAGUGUGGAUGUUUGCACAUGCUUUCUAGAAUGAUAAUGGAGCAAUGCAUUGCCAGAUUGGAUGUAUCAAUGUUUAAUGCCAUCCUUCGUAAAUCUGCUGACGAAAUUCCAACAGAUCCUGUUUCCGACCCCAUUAGUGAUUCUGAGGUUCUUCCUAUUCAGGCAGGGAGCGCUAGCUUUGGGUCCGGUGUACAACUGAAAAAUGUGGUGAGUUAUUUCUUACACAAUGAAGGAUGGCAAAAAACCCGUCCUGCCCCGCUACCCCAAAUGGGUUGGCGGGGUGGGGCAAGGCAUGGGCGGGACAAGGCGAGGAUGCCCAGCCCCAAACCCGCCCCGGUUUGGGCCAAACGGGCGCGGGGUGGGGNCCCUGGAGUUUUACUUGACGCCUUGAAUUCAGAGGAUCCCCUCGAGGCCGAGGAAGAUUCUUUUAUAAACUUCCCGUGUGCUGCAGCCCCUAUCGAAUAUAUGGCACCUUCGGUUUCUUCUGUUACUGUAAUUCUACAUGAGUUCGGUAGCUACUCUUCAGUGCUCAAGAAAUCACACACUAGUGACGACGAGCUCGAUGAACUGAAUUCGCCUUUAAGAUCCAUAAUCACCAACAGUUUUCACUCUUCACGUUCUUCGGCAGAGCCCGACUGGAAGUUGAAAGAAAGUGGAAGUCAAAAUGCUGUGAGGUAUCAACUCCUCCGGGAAGUAUGGCUGAGCAGUGAAUGA
Olea europaea var. sylvestris is the source of this 3051-nucleotide messenger RNA. RefSeq lists its product as uncharacterized. NCBI's taxonomy places the organism in Eukaryota, Viridiplantae, Streptophyta, Magnoliopsida, Lamiales, Oleaceae. The record is from RefSeq and is a predicted model, not a curated record. Gene Ontology annotation, cellular component: nuclear pore. The transcript is spliced from 9 exons. The coding region runs from base 1 to 3051 and encodes 1016 amino acids.